UUCAAACAAAAAUUUAUUUUGCCACUAGGAAGGAAAAUGUGCCGAAUAUAUGGUUAACUGAUUUGUACAGUGAUUUGUUUACUUAUCGAGAGCUUUCAGUUGAUGGAACGACAAAAAGAGCAAGGGGUGCUUUGUUCUGAUUCAUUUGCGGACUGUGUAGACUGAACUCUUUUUUUUCUUCUUAUUUUGUUAUCCCAGGCUUUUCAAACACACUGUCUGCCUGAAUAACUGGCCAAACAGCAAAACCCAGAGAAGAAAAGCUGGCACGGUUUAGAAAGCAGAUCACACUCGUCUCAUUAGCUCUGCUGCACGUGGAUGGGAGAAAUGUUUUUCAGUCUUGAUGUAAUCUUUUAUCCGACACUGGAUUAAACGAGCUGAAUGGCAUCGAAGAAUAUACAGAGGACUCGUGAGCAGACCGUGGUCUCAUCUGCAUGCCUUGAUUUACCUCUCUCCUUUUGAGCGCAUUAUCAAUAGUCACCUUGGCAACAGCUCUCUCGCCAACAUACCUCUUCAGGAAAAUAAGAUACAUGCAAGAGAUGCUAUAAAUUUCCGAAGCAGCAUUCUGGGCUCCGAUUAAGACUUUUCAAGAGAUUUGGUUCACAGCGUGAGAGCAAAUCAAACAGCAGUUUAACCGAAUUAAACUAACAUUGUUAUCACGGAGACAUCAAAGUACUUGCUUAAUCUCAGAGGACUGAGGAACUCAGCAAAUGAGCUGGCAGCUGGUUUGAGGGGUCUGAUUCUGUCGAGAUCGUUCCACAGGAUGGUGGAGCUUUUUAACUGUCGCUAUCUCAGACGAACGGAGACGCAGCAAAAUCCUCAGCCGUGUUUGCAAAGAGGAGCAGAGAAGUAAGGAAAAGCAGAGCAGAAGCUGAAUGUCUGACUGAAAGAGAAAUUACCAGCAAGCAGUUUCUGUUGAGAAUGUUUAACUGCUGCAUGCCAGGGUUUACUGAAACAGCUGAAGCUUUUUCUGAAGGUCUCCAAUUAAAGCGAAAAGUGUGCCUCCAUUAAAUGAGACAGGGCAGUUGAUUUUUUUUCUUGGCAUUCUUCCACUUUUGACCUCUGCCCUUGCUGCUGAAGUCAUUCAACGACACAUGAGAGUUGACGACAAAAACUUCUUGCCAUAACAGGACACCCAAGCCCAAAGUACUACAGGUCUACAAUGAAGUGCUCGCUGCGGGUAUUUCUCCUUUCCCUUGUGCUACUUGUUGUGUUUCUUACUUCGCUGUUUUUCACCGAUACGCUGACAGGCGUGACCAAUAUGGCUUACCUGGAGACCCAGGGUGGGGAAAAUUCCCAUCGGGUCAAGUUGGUGCCUAGUUACUUAGGUGUACAGAGGUUGAGCAAGGGUCUUGUGGACCAGAAGAUGUGUGCCUGUGACCACUGCGUAGGUGAUCUCGGUCUGUCGCAGUGGUUUGAUGAGCACUUUGAUCAGGACAUUCUACCACUUUGGACGAAAGCGAACAUGAAACUGGAUCCUGACGUGUACAACUGGUGGGUGAUGCUUCAGCCACAGUUCAAACCACACGACCUGAAGGAUGUCUUGCCUAAACUCUUCCUCACUGUGCCCGGAGAGAAUCCAUACACCUCCUGGAACCGUUCGCGCUGUCGGCGCUGUGCAGUGGUGGGGAAUUCCGGAAACCUCCAUCAUUCUCACUACGGAGCAGACAUUAACUCUCAUGAUUUCAUCAUGAGAAUGAACCAAGCUCCAACCAUCGGCUUUGAAGCAGACGUGGGCAGCCGCACAACACACCACUUCAUGUACCCAGAGAGUGCAAAAAAUCUCGCACCGAAUGUCAGCUUUGUUUUGGUUCCCUUUAAAACUUUGGACCUCCUGUGGAUCACCAGCGCCCUGUCAAUGGGGGAGAUUAGAUUGAUCUCUUCCCUUUUAUUUACCUAUGUUGUUGGUACCGAUGCGAACCACAACCACUGGCUGUUCUUCCUCCACCCUCCAGAAGAUUCUGUAGCCACCCUCCAGAAGAUUCUGUAG
This is a messenger RNA of Chiloscyllium plagiosum (whitespotted bambooshark), 1987 nucleotides long. The record is from RefSeq and is a predicted model, not a curated record. Lineage: Eukaryota; Metazoa; Chordata; Chondrichthyes; Orectolobiformes; Hemiscylliidae.